GUCGUCUAGUGAAACGCAUCACUCAGUGGCCGCGUUCUCCCAUACUAGUCGUCCGUGAAAGCCUCCCGCGCGUGCUUUGAAAACUUUUUAAACUAAAACAGUGCUAACAUGAAUGUGAUAUUAGUUUAGUUAUUUGACUAGGCAAUUAAACUGAAUAGUUGAGUUUUUAAGGAUCAAAAUGACUGCCGGUUCCGAAGAGCACGAACCGCUAAUUUCUUCGUCCGUGGAUAAUCAGCGUGUGACCUAUAGUAAUUCUCCACAGGGCAGUACCCACAGCGGCAGUCCUCGCACGAGUGGAGAAGAAGUAACCCUAGCAAUCCCAUCCUCACGAGGCUAUGGGGCUAUCGGAGGCGUGGAGAAGGUCACAUACACCUGGGCAGAUGUUAACGCGUUCGCUACAGAAGACAGAUCCAGAAAUAGAAAGUUUUGGCACUUUUGGAGGAGCUCCUCAGAUCGCAUGUUCCAGCAGAGGAAGCAGUUGCUUAAAAAUGUAAAUGGAGCAGCGUAUCCGGGGGAGCUCCUGGCUAUAAUGGGGUCAUCUGGCGCUGGGAAGACCACCCUCCUGAACACGUUGACCUUCAGAACGCCCAGCGGAGUAGUGUCCUGUGGUACCAGAGCGUUGAACGGCCAGCCUGCCACUCCUGAGAUGAUGGCGGCGUUGUCGGCGUACGUACAGCAGCAGGACCUGUUUAUUGGGACCCUUACAGUCCGGGAGCAUUUAGUAUUUCAGGCUUUAGUGCGUAUGGAUCGGCACAUCCCCUACGCUCAGCGAAUGCGGCGAGUCCAGGAAGUCAUUUCUGAACUGGCUCUAUCCAAAUGCCAAAACACAGUGAUCGGGAUCCCAGGUCGGUUGAAGGGCAUAUCUGGAGGGGAGAUGAAGAGGCUAUCCUUCGCGAGUGAAGUCCUUACAGACCCUCCGCUCAUGUUCUGCGACGAACCUACCUCUGGAUUGGACUCAUUUAUGGCACAGAAUGUUAUCCAGGUACUUAGUGGAUUAGCUAAAAAAGGCAAAACCGUGAUAUGCACGAUACACCAGCCCUCGUCUGAACUUUAUGCCAUGUUCGACAAGCUGCUAAUCAUGGCUGAUGGCCGAGUAGCCUUCCUGGGGUCACCAGACCAGGCUACGGAAUUCUUUAAAGAGCUUGGGGCAGCAUGCCCUGCGAAUUACAAUCCAGCAGACCACUAUAUUCAACUCCUGGCUGGUAUACCAGGUCGGGAAGAAACAACUCGACACACAAUUGAUACCGUCUGCACUGCUUUCGCCAAAUCGGAACUAGGAUGCAAAAUAGCUGCUGAAGCCGAAAAUGCCUUAUAUCAUGAGCGUAAAAUUUCCGCCGGUUGGGCAGAUUCUGCUUGGUCUAACGCGGUUGCGAUGCGGUCUCGUCGUUCCCCAUACAAAGCCUCCUGGUGGGCACAGUUCCGGGCAGUGCUGUGGAGAUCAUGGCUUUCUGUUACGAAAGAACCUAUGCUUAUCAAAGUGCGCUUCUUACAAACUAUUAUGGUAUCAAUUCUUAUCGGCGUGAUUUACUUUGGGCAACAUUUGGAUCAAGACGGCGUAAUGAACAUCAACGGAGCCAUUUUCAUGUUCCUUACCAAUAUGACGUUCCAGAACAUAUUUGCUGUUAUAAAUGUAUUCUGCUCAGAGCUGCCAAUAUUCAUUCGCGAGCACCAUUCAGGGAUGUACCGCGCGGACGUGUACUUCCUCUCGAAGACGCUGGCCGAGGCGCCGGUGUUCGCGACCAUACCACUUGUCUUCACCACAAUAGCCUAUUACAUGAUAGGCCUCAACCCCGCUCCGGAGAGGUUCUUGAUUGCUUCGGGCUUGGCUGCUCUUAUUACCAACGUUGCUACUUCGUUUGGUUACCUGAUAUCAUGUGCAAGCAGCAGUGUGAGCAUGGCCGCGUCCGUGGGACCGCCCAUCAUCAUUCCCUUCAUGUUGUUCGGAGGAUUCUUCCUUAACUCAGGAUCCGUACCACCAUACCUGGGCUGGAUAUCGUACCUGUCGUGGUUCCGGUACGGCAACGAAGCGCUGCUGAUCAACCAGUGGUCCGGCGUGGAGACCAUCGCGUGUACCAGGGAGAACUUCACCUGUCCUGCUAGUGGGGAUGUUGUGUUGACUACGCUUAGCUUUUCCGAGAAAGACUUCACGAUGGACGUGGUCAACAUGGUCCUGCUGUUCAUCGGGUUCCGUCUGCUCGCCUACUUCGCUCUGCUGUGGCGCACGCGCCGCGGGAAGUAGCGGUUUUACUAGCACAAACAAAACCUCUGAGUCCUGAUCAGUGGCGUGCACUUCAUCUGUAUCAUGGAACAUAUCAUAAAUGCAAAAAUAUGUAUCUGUCUAUUAUGCUGUUACCUUGAAAGAAUACCCUGAGUGUAAAUUUUCAUUAAAGAUACCCAAAUUACGUUAAUCUGCCAAAAAUUGUGAUGUAUUUUGGCAGAUUAUUUGAAAUCACGAGCGUAUAUGUCGCUCAUUAUAAAUUAAAGAUUAUCUAAGUUUUAAUUAUAAUAUGCAAGGCAAACUGACUUUGCGAAAAGGAACGCUUGCAUCCUAUUGAUAGACAUAGGGCAAAAUACUAUAUUUUAUAACAGAAAUAAUAAGUAUAUCUUCUUCGUGUGGGAAACAGGAAAAACUCAUUUAAAUCCUAGGCGGACGAUACGGGCAAACGCUAGAAUGUACACGCAAAAUAGCAUAGCAAGAGAUAAGGAUGUUCUAUUUUGUAUCACUUGCCUACAGUUUUUAAGCCGAGUCAGUCAGUCCCUGGUCAAAAUUCCUGUGCACGCUAUUGCCUCCUACUGCCAGGUAGUUUAGUUUCAAAUAAAUGGCAGGGCUGUGGUUGCUCUGUUUUAUAAUAGUCCGACUAAAGGUAGAAACACAUAAAUAGGUACUUAUAUAUAAGCGACACGCAACUUAAGUGGAAAUUAAUAGCAGUAAAACCGAAAUAUACUAUAAAUCACACGUCCUUCAAGAUGGGGUGUUGCAUAUGUGUUUCUACCCUUAAAACUUCACCCCAUGUUCACAUUAAAAGCUGAUCACACAUUUGUACGUACCACACAAUGGCAACCCUACCAGAGUGAACUAGAGUGAGGGAACUGUCGGUUUGAUCCUGAAUCAACGAUAUGUGAAAUGUUUGCCAUGGUGACGUGAAAUCAAAGAAAAAUAGGGCUACUUUAGGGCUACACGCGUCAAAUGUACUAACAUUUGACGCCUGCCAGUGUCGCCGAAGCCUCGACGUUUUGUUAGAAGUUCCCUAACUGUCAAGAACUGUGUACCUACUCUUCAUACCUACAAUCAAAUUCAAAUUCAAAUUAUUUUUAUUCAAUUAAAAGUGCUUUUGAAUCGUCAAAAUAAUCUACCACUGGUUCGGA
Messenger RNA from Maniola jurtina (meadow brown), 3366 nucleotides. RefSeq names its product protein white (gene w). Gene Ontology annotation, cellular component: plasma membrane. Gene Ontology annotation, biological process: transmembrane transport. Gene Ontology annotation, molecular function: ATP binding; ATP hydrolysis activity; ABC-type transporter activity. The record is from RefSeq and is a predicted model, not a curated record. Bases 179 to 2239 code for a protein of 686 amino acids. The transcript is spliced from 13 exons. NCBI's taxonomy places the organism in Eukaryota, Metazoa, Arthropoda, Insecta, Lepidoptera, Nymphalidae.